AAGUGAGUGGCGAGUCAACACACAACACAGGCACACGCACACUACGCGGGAGUGGAAACUGAAAAUAGAAACGGCUCUCUGCUUUUCAAAAGUGGGUGAAACGAACGCCUUUCAAUUUCAGGCAUUAGGGUUUUCUGGCGUUCUCUAUCUCUCUUAGUAAAUUCUCAUGUUGUAUCAUUUUUCCAUUUCAAGUUCAGAAAUCAUUAGCUAAUUUGAAUUUUAUGUGCUGAAGCGAGGAAACUGACGAUUGCUGUUAAUUUUCAUAAAAUCUUUAAGAAGUGAAGGUUCUUGAUUCUCGAUGGAAAAUUUCGCCCCGGAAAUACUCGGGAUAAGCUCCGAUGAGGAGGCCGGUUUUGGGGAGACCAGAAAAGAAGGUUGUGAUGACGCUUGGGAUGUAGAAAACCAUGAUUGGUUAUCGAAGCUAUUAGCCGAGGUGGACGCGAAUACAGUUGAUUCCGAUGAUGCAAUGGUUGUAAGAGAGGCUAUUCCGGUCACGGGAGAAUCAAACAUACUACCUUUGAAGCCCACUGCAAAAAUUGAGGAUUCUGACGACGAUGAUUGUGUGAUUUUGGAUGGCGACCCGGAUAAGUUGUUGGCAGUUAAAGAUGGCAGAGUCAACAUUGAUGAUUCAGAUGAUUUGGUGGUUAUUGCAGAAAAGGGUCAGGUUGCAUGCAGAGACUUUCCUCACCCGCGGCAUCUUUGCGCUAAAUUUCCAUUUGCUUCUACUCCCCACGAGAGGCGUUGUGACCAGUGUCACUGUUAUGUUUGUGAGUCAAUUGCUCCAUGUUGCCUUUGGGGAACUGGCAUUUCCAGUCAUGACCAUUGUCAUGCUACUGAAAAAGAGGAAUUCUGGAGAGCUCAGAGGAAAAGCUUGAAGAACAGUGAUAAUGUGUCACCUGUUACUGUUCUUCGUAGCGUUGACAAUACUUCUUUUUUGAGAGGACUUUCACGAACCACUCAAGUUCUACCAUCAACUCCUUUACCACCCAAUUAUCGCACGUUAAAUAUCAGAAACCAAGGCAGAAAUCAGCCACCCGGAUUUUCUGUUCCCAGAAGUAGAUUUCAACCAUAUUUGGUUGCACAACAGUUGCAAAAUACAUCCAAUAACAAUGGUAACUUAAGUGUUAGAAAUCGAAGUGUUUGGAACAGUGUCCCUCGGGUCAAACAUACUGGUGCAGUGUUUAAAAGGAAUGGACAUUUUGGAGCUUCAGCAAACAACAACUGCAGGUAUAACAAUAGCGAUUAUGGGUCUAAAAUCUCUGGAGAUCCCUUUCUGAAGGAUCCGGUACUAAAUAGCUACAGUAGCUCCAAUCAGCCAACAAUGCGGAGCAGCACUGCUAAUACUGUGUAUUCCCAGCUCGGAGUGUCUGUUCCACCAAACAUGGGAGGUUUUUAUUCAAACUGCGUACCUUCUCAACCUCAAAUGUCCCCCCAACCAUAUUCAAGCUACUUAGUUACAAAUUCAGUGCGUUCUCAACCCCAAUUGCCUUCUCAGCCCUUCCCUGCUAGCAACUUGGUUACUGUAUUGCCUUCGCAAUCGCAGGUAACACCUCAAUUGAAUGUGAGAAACAAUACUGAAAACUCGUUUCUCUCCCAGUCCCAAUUGGUCUUUCAGCCUCAAGGACCUGCUGCACUUUUGCAGACCCGACUGCCCAAGCAACCCAACAUAGGCAGUGGCUUUCAAAAUCAUUUGCAUUCUCAGUCCCUCAAAACCUCCCAGCCCAACAUGGUUAAGGCCUAUGAAAGACAUUCGUCCUCACUACCUAAAACACAUAGUUACCCCGAAAUUCUAUCAAAUGAUGAUCAAUAUAUUUUCCAGCAAGGGGAUCGAACUGAAAGUGGUUUUAAUACAAGUUGCAGUGAUUUUGGUUGUAAUUUUGAUGCCUGUCUCAGCCGUUGCAACUAUCAACAACUUUCUGUUGUUGGUUACCAACAUCACCAUGCUGCACCUUCGCAGCAAAGUGUACCAAGAGAAGAUGAUUCCCAUCAUCAAAAUGGACCACAGGAAAAUGAAUGUUUUCAGCAAUUUGAAGCACUAGCAGAAAAUUGCUCCCUCACAGAUGAUAUUGGUUUCCCAUUUUCUUGAAAUAUAAAUUGAGACGCAUUGGACUUUCACUUUGAUAGUUGGAUGUUUGAGAAUCAGUCUUCAUUAAGAGCUUUGGAAGUUCAGUUCCUAUGCCUCCUGGAUUUAAUGCGUUCUCCACUGAAUAGUGCAGGGACAAGUGCAAAGUGAUCCAAGAUGAUACGAAAUCAGUAGUCAUGCACCGUAGCUCCUGCCGGCAACUAUGAAUUCGAGAGUUUUAACUGAUGUGGAACUAUUCCAACAGACCCCAUGUCAGUUUAUUCCUGGGAAUAGUGAUAGUGUUCUGCAAUGGUAUGAAACUAUCACACUUCGUAUAAAAUCAAUAAUCUAGAUGGUUGCCUUUGGGCACUUCGCUGAGCAGUCACAAAAAUGUCAAAGCAUUGCCAAGUAAUAAACAGAGAAAACACAUAUUGGUUUUACAUAUGGGCUGCAAUGGAAUUAUAGUCUGCUUAAGGCCUGGGACUGACAACUGGAUGAUGAAGAAUUGAUUAGACUAGCCAAUUAUACCAAUUCGGCUGGCCAUCUCAGUGAACUAUAUAAUUCCUGCAAAGGUGGAUUUCUACAUUCAAAACAUGUUAAUAUACUGCUGCAUACUGGAAAACUUGAGACUUGAUUUCAGAUCAACAUUGCCAAGCUCAUAAUUAGGCUUUUGAUGCUGCUAUGUAUGUAUCAAAGUGCCGAAUGCAAAUUGUUCAAAUAGAUGAUUCCCACUCGGUGUCUGUUGGUGAGUCCAAAAUCUUGAAUAGCCAGAUAGAUUUUUGAGCUUAUUUAAAUAUGUGACCUUGUUAAAGUGCUUGUUACUAGAUGUCUGAAGUGGUGAAGAAACCUAUAUGAUCUAUGGAUUUUGUGAAUUGAGACAGGUUAAUCGAAUAACUUUGAUGGCAUGUUCGGUUUAAAUGAUUGGACAAGACAAUAUGAAGUUUUUUUUUU
Messenger RNA from Olea europaea var. sylvestris, 3013 nucleotides. RefSeq lists its product as uncharacterized. NCBI's taxonomy places the organism in Eukaryota, Viridiplantae, Streptophyta, Magnoliopsida, Lamiales, Oleaceae. The transcript has 7 exons. The record is from RefSeq and is a predicted model, not a curated record. The coding region runs from base 299 to 2086 and encodes 595 amino acids.